Molecule: messenger RNA, 738 nt
Organism: Diospyros lotus (date-plum)
Lineage: Eukaryota; Viridiplantae; Streptophyta; Magnoliopsida; Ericales; Ebenaceae
Product: ethylene-responsive transcription factor TINY-like
Exons: 1
Coding region: 1-687 (228 amino acids)
Biological process (GO): regulation of DNA-templated transcription
Molecular function (GO): DNA binding; DNA-binding transcription factor activity
Source: RefSeq, a predicted model, not a curated record
AUGGCAGCUGAAGCCAGUACUACUAGGUCAGCUUCUUCGUCUUCUUCUAUGUACACUCUGUGGAAGUGGAACUCGGUCUCGAACUCGGCGAACCAGGGAAAAUCUAAGAACGAAGAAGGGAAAAGAAACAAGAGAACAAGGGAUAGCAGUGGUAACUACAAGCACCCAGUUUACAUAGGAGUCCGAAAGCGCAGCUGGGGAAAAUGGGUGUCCGAAAUCCGUCAGCCUCGCAAGAAAUCGCGCAUAUGGCUCGGCACUUACACCACCCCAGAGAUGGCGGCUCGAGCGCACGAUGUCGCCGCCCUGAGCAUCAAAGGCGGCUCCGCCAUUCUCAACUUCCCCCACCUGGCCAGGUCGCUGCCCCACCCGGCGUCCCUGUCGCCGCGAGACGUCCAAGCCGCGGCGGCUGAAGCAGCCGCAAUGGAGCAUCUCGGCGCCGCCGCUGCCUCGUCGGAGUCGGCUCCGGAGGAGGAGCUGGACGAGAUAAUUGAGUUGCCGAGUUUGGACGGGUGCUUUGACUCGCCGCCGGAGACAAGUGCGGAGUUCAAACUGCAAGUUGACGACAGCGUCGACGUGGGGUGGCCAUCGCCGCCUUGCAGGGUGCAUGAAUUUGACUCUUUUUCGUAUUAUUCCUAUCUGAAUGUGGAGACUGAUUGUAUUGUUCCGAGCAGCUUUGAGAUUGUGUGAUCUUAAUUCUUAAUUGCUUCUUCCUUCCUGGUCAUAUCCAGCUUUAUUCGU